Lipotes vexillifer (Yangtze River dolphin) is the source of this 6276-nucleotide messenger RNA. RefSeq names its product mediator of DNA damage checkpoint 1 (gene MDC1). Gene Ontology annotation, cellular component: nucleus. Lineage: Eukaryota; Metazoa; Chordata; Mammalia; Artiodactyla; Lipotidae. The record is from RefSeq and is a predicted model, not a curated record. The coding region runs from base 1 to 6276 and encodes 2091 amino acids. The transcript has 16 exons. Gene Ontology annotation, molecular function: protein binding.
AUGGAAGACACCCAGGUUAUUAACUGGGAAGUUGAACAAGAGGAAGAGAUUGAAGAGAGACCCAGUGAAUCUUUGGGGUGUAGCUUGGAGCCCCUCGGGCGACUGCGUAUCUUCAGUAGUUCCUAUGGACCAGAAAAAGAUUUCCCACUAUACCUCGGGAAGAAUGUGGUAGGCCGAAUGCCUGAUUGCUCUGUGGCCCUGCCCUAUUCAUCUAUCUCCAAACAACAUGCGGUGAUUGAAAUCUUGGCCUGGGACAAGGCGCCUGUCCUCCAGGAUUGUGGAAGCCUCAAUGGUACUCAAAUCCUGAGGCCUCCUAAGGUCCUGGGCCCUGGGGUGAGUCAUCGUUUGAGGGACCGGGAGUUGAUUCUCUUUGCUGACUUGCCCUGCCAGUACCAUCGCUUGGAUGUCCCUCUGCCCUUUGUCUCCCGGGGCCCUCUAACUGUAGAGGAGACACCCAGGGUACAGGGAGGAACUCAACCCCACAGGCUUCUGUUGGCUGAGGACUCAGAGGAAGAAGUAGAUUCUCUUUCUGAAAAGUGUGUGGUGAAAGGACCAAGGACCUCCUUUUUGGCAACAGUAGUUCCAGAGAGUGAUGAAGAGGGACCUUCCUCUGCCCUGGAUGGCCCUGGGCCACCUUUUGCCUUCAACUUGAACAGUGACACAGAUGAGGAAGAAAGUCAGCAACCAGGAGCAGGGGAGGGCUCCUCAGCUGCCAGAAGAGUCACCACUGCAGAGACAGAACAGCCUAAACCUGUCACAACUGAAAUCCAGCUUGAAAAGGAUCAGUGUUCAGUGAAGGAGAAGAACAAUGACAUGAAAGUUGAGAGGAACGCGAGGAGUAGGGUGGUUCCAGUUGGAGUGAUUCUGGAGAGGAGCCAGCCUGCUGGGGAGGACAGUGACACAGAUGUGGAUGAUGAGAGCGGGCCUCUGAGAAGGCUCACUGGGGUCCAUCUGGAAAGGGCCCAGCCUUGUGGCUUCAUAGACAGUGAUACUGAUGUGGAAGAAGAGGGGAUCCCUGCGACCCCAGCUGUAGUUCCUGUGAGGAAGAGGUACAUCUUCCAUGAAGUUGGUACAGAGAGUCCUCGGGCACCUGGCGUGGCACAUCAGCAGGAGAGCCCGGCUGGUAGUGAUACAGAUAUAGAGGAGGGGGAGGCCCCCCUGACCGUCCCUCUGGACAAAAGCCGAGCCUCCGUCGUGAUCGAUAGCAAUACAGAUGACAAGGAAGAAGUCUCAGCAGCGCUCACGCUGGCACAUCUAAGAGAGAGCCGGGCCGUUGCGUGGAACAGAGAUCCAGAUGCAGAAGACGAUAGGGCCCAACCGAUGGCCCUUCUGGAGCAAAGCCAAGCCUCUGCUGGGAGAGACAGUGACACAGACGUGAAGGAAAAGGGGCUCCCAGUGAAGAAGACAGGAACUGUUCCCAGGGGUCACACGGGCAAGGCAUAUUCAGAAAAGAGUCAACCUCCUCUCAGGGACAGUGAUACAGAGGUGACGGAAGAGAAGAGCUCACCAGGGUUCUACCUGGAGAGAAGCCAAGCCUGUGCCACAGUGCAUAUCAACACACAAGUGGUGGAGGAAGUCCCACCAGGGCCAGCUGUUAUACUUCUGGAGAAGCAUCAAGUACCUGUAGAAUGGACACAUCAAACAGAUGUGGAAGCUGAAGGAGGCCCAGCAAAGCUGCCUGUGGUGUAUUUAGAAGCCCGGCCUCCUCUAGCUGGGGACCGUGACCCAGAUGCGGAGGAGAACACAUCCUUAGCAGCCUCAGCAGUGGCAGAUGUAAGAAAGAGCCAGCUUCAGGCAGAAGAAGAUACUGGGACAGAGUGGGCUGUAGCCGUUCUUGAACAGGGCAGGGCUUUUAUGGCUGGGGCCCAGGGUGGGUCACCCGCGGCCCAAGUGGAGCAGGACCUUCUCCCUGUCUCAAGGAAUAACAUAGCAGAUCUGGUGGUAGACACAGGCACUCCAGGGGAACCCACCCAGCCACAGAGACGGGGGGCCCAGACCCCCACAGAAAGGGAGAGAGAACCACAUGUGGAUAGGACCGUGGACUCUGGAGACAACCACGAUGAUUCUGAAGAUCUGGACCUGCAAGCUACCCAGUGCUUUGUGGAGAGAGAGAAUCAGAAGGUGGAAGUCCCCAGCAUGGAGGAUGAACCCACCCAGGCCUUUCUGUUUACUCUGCCCCAAGAGCCUGGCCCUUCCCAUUGCAGCUUGCAGGCCACAGGUUCCUUGGAUGAGCCAUGGGAGGUCUUGGCUACACAGCCAUUCUGUCCAAGAGAGUCGGAAGCCUCUGAGACCCAGCCCAUUGCCACCCACAUUGAAGCCCAUGCAUGUUGCCCCUCUCCACCUAUGGCAGCACCACAAGAGCAACAUCCAGAGAGUCCAGUUCAUGCAGAGCCACUGGAGAUUCAAGGCAGAGGGAUGCAGACUAUGGAGGAAGACAUGGGUACACCAAGAGAGACAGCAGAGAGGGUGACCCCUGAGAGAGGGCCAUUGGAGAGGGAAACUGAGAAGCUGCCCUUGGAAGGAGAGAGGGAAGAUGUGAUGGGAGAGGAAGAAUCAACCAGGGGGAUACAGGACAGAGAACAAAAACAGGUGUUAGCUAGAGAUACUCAGAAACAAGAGUCUGACAAAAAAGUAAAAAGUGCAAGUACUGAAAGGGAUAUGGAGAGUUUGAAGGUAGAAAUUGAGACACCCGAGGAAAUACAAGAGAAAGAGAGAGAAAAGCAGACUCUUACAAGAGAAAUAUUUGACAGAGAAGCAGAGAAACCAGUAGCAGAGAGAGAGUGUGAGACAGGUGGGUUACAAGGGAAGGUACCCAAAGUGAUGCUGGACAGAGGCCCACAGACAGGGGAGACAGAGGCGGGGGGCCAGGACCAAAAAGGCCAGGGCUCAGGUUCAACACCAGAGCCUGGAGUGGGGGUGGGAGACCUUCAGGGACUUGCUUCAGACCCCAUAGCUUCUGGGAGCCAGUCAGGAGGAGGAAGGGAUGCCCCAGUGAGCCCCAGGAGGCAGCAGAGAGGCUACUUGAAUUGCAAGAUGCCACCUGCUGAGAAGGCUUCCAGGGUGAGAGCUGCUUUCUGUACCCACCUCCCCACUCCACAGGGUGAUCAGGAAUCCCCAGAUGCUUGUUGGCCUCCUGCACUGCAGGAGGCUUCAGCGCCUCUUCAAAACCCCCUCAUCUCUCAGAGCCAGAAACAUCCUGCCCCUCAGUCCCUCCUUUCGCCCUCUCCACCUCCUUUAGAACCGCCCAUUCCCAGGACCAGACAAAAUGAGAGUCAGGAAGCUCUGGAGACUCCCUUUUCCUCAGAGCUGGACUCUCUUCACCCAAAACCCAAAGGCAGGACACUUAGGUCAUCUGCUAAGACCCCUGAACCAGUUGUCCCCAUAACUCCUGAGCCCCAGCCUUCCACCUCUAAAGACCAGUCUCUCACCCCUGAGCCCACAUCUCAGGCCACUCGGGACAAGACACAGAGGGCUUCUGUCAAGGCUCCGGAACCAGUUAUCUCCACAGCCCCUGAGCCCCAGCCUUCCACUCCCACAGACCAGCCUGUCACCCCCAAACCCACAUCUCGGGCCACUCGGGGCAGGACACUUAGGUCCUCUGUCAAAACCCCUGAACGAAAUGUCCCCACAGCCCCUGAGCUCCAGCCUUCUGCCCACACAGACCAGCCUGUCACCCCCAAACCCACAUCUCAGGCCACUCGGGGCAGGACACAGAGGGCUUCUGUCAAGGCUCCCAAACCAGUUAUCGCCACAGCCCCUGAGCCCCAGCCUUCCACUCCCACAGACCAGCCUGUCAUCCCCAAACCCACAUCUCGGGCCACUCGGGGCAGGACACAGAGGGCUUCUGUCAAGGCUCCCGAACCAGUUAUCGCCACAGCCCCUGCGCCCCAGCCUUCCACUCCCACAGACCAGCCUGUCAUCCCCAAACCCACAUCUCGGGCCACUCGGGGCAGGACACAGAGGGCUUCUGUCAAGGCCCCCGAACCAAUUAUCACCACAGCCCCUGUGCCCCAGCCUUUCACUUCCACAGACCAGCCUGUCACCCCCAAACCCACAUCUCGGGCCACUCGGGGCAGGACACUUAGGUCCUCUGUCAAAACCCCUGAACGAAAUGUCCCCACAGCCCCUGAGCUCCAGCCUUCUGCCCACACAGACCAGCCUGUCACCCCCAAACCCACAUCUCGGGCCACUCGGGGCAGGACACUUAGGUCCUCUGUCAAAACCCCUGAACGAAAUGUCCCCACAGCACAGGAGCUCCAGCCUUCUGCCCACACAGACCAGCCUGUCACCCCCAAACCCACAUCUCAGGCCACUCGGGGCAGGACACAGAGGGCUUCUGUCAAGGCUCCCGAACCAGUUAUCGCCACAGCCCCUGAACCCCAGCCUUCCACUCCCACAGACCAGCCUGUCACCCCCAAACCCACAUCUCAGGCCACUCGGGGCAGGACACAGAGGGCUUCUGUCAAGACUCCCGAACCAGUUAUCGCCACAGCCCCUGCACCCCAGCCUUCCACUCCCACAGACCAGCCUGUCACCCCCAAACCCACAUCUCAGGCCACUCGGGGCAGGACACAGAGGGCUUCUGUCAAGACUCCCAAACCAGUUAUCGCCACAGCCCCUGAGCCCCAGCCUUCCACUCCCACAGACCAGCCUGUCAUCCCCAAACCCACAUCUCGGGCCACUCGGGGCAGGACACUUAGGUCCUCUGUCAAAACCCCUGAACGAAAUGUCCCCACAGCCCCUGAGCUCCAGCCUUCUGCCCACACAGACCAGCCUGUCACCCCCAAACCCACAUCUCGGGCCCCUCAGGGCAGGACACUUAGGUCAUCUGCUAAGACCCCUGAACCAGUUGUCCCCAUAACUCCUGAGCCCCAGCCUUCCACCUCUAAAGACCAGUCUCUCACCCCUGAGCCCACAUCUCAGGCCACUCGGGGCAGGACACAAAGACCCUCUAUCAAGACAUCCCAACCAACUGAACCCACAGCUCCUGACCUUGAACCUUCGUCCCCCACAGAGCAGCCUGUCACCCACAAAGUCAUAGCUCAGGGUGGUCAGAGCAGGACACUAAGGUCUUCUACAGUAAGUGCUGUGCCAGUUCCUACCACCCCUGAAUCCCAGUCUCCAGUCCCCACAGGAGAGCCUGUUCCCCCUGAGCCCAUCCCUGAAGCCAAUUGCAGCAGGAGGCCAAGGGCCACGAGGAAACAUGGGUCUCUCACAGCUCACGUUCAUGAACCCUACUCUGCACCCUCCGAACCUAACUCCCAGUCCUCAAGGAACCAGAGACGAGGGGCAGUGAGAGCAGCCGAGUCCCUUAGCACCAUUCCUGAGCCUGCCUUUGCCCAGCUUCCCGAGGCACCCACUCGUGCUCCCCAGAUCCUAAAGGGGGAGGCAGCAGAUAGAUCUGGCUUCACCCCAGAGCCCCAGCCUGAGGCCUCUCAAAAUCGCAAGAGGCCUUUAGCUACUGCGGACUCACCUCCACUUCAAAAACGGCUCCAAAGAGGAGAAGUUCCCCAGAAGACAGCAUUCCUUAAGGAAGAAGAAAAUCCUGCAGCGAAGCUGAGGAAGGAAGAGGAUGUAGUGGUUCCAGGACCAGGCAAGAGAAAGAGAGAGCAGACAGAGGAGGAGCCCCGGGAAAUAAGCCGCAGCCUGCGACGGACCAAACCUCUCCAAGAGUCCACGGCCCCCAAAGUGCUCUUCACAGGUGUGGUGGAUGCUCAUGGAGAGCGGGCAGUGCUGGCCCUGGGGGGCAGUCUGGCCAGCUCAGUGGCUGAGGCUUCCCACCUGGUGACAGAUCGGAUCUGCCGGACAGUCAAGUUCCUGUGUGCUCUGGGGCGGGGCAUCCCCAUCCUCUCCCUGGACUGGCUGCACCAGUCCCACAAGGCAGGUUGCUUCUUGCCCCCGGCUGAAUAUGUGGUGACUGAUCCUGAGCAGGAGAAGAAUUUUGGCUUCAGCCUUCGGGAGGCCCUGAGCCGGGCUCGGGAGCGAAGGCUGCUGGAGGGCUAUGAGAUUCACGUGACCCCAGGAGUCCAGCCACCACCACCUCAGAUGGGAGAGAUCAUCAGCUGCUGUGGAGGCACCGUCCUACCCAGCAUGCCCCGGUCCUAUAAGCCUCAGAGAGUUGUGAUAACAUGUUCCCAGGACUUCCCUCGAUGUGCCAUUCCAUUUCGGGUUGGGCUGCCCAUCCUCUCACCUGAGUUCCUGCUCACAGGAGUACUAAAGCAGGAAGCCAAGCCAGAGGCCUUUGUCCUCUCCACUUUGGAAAUGUCAUCCACCUGA